Vanrija pseudolonga is the source of this 2447-nucleotide messenger RNA. It is a transcript of the gene MDV1, whose product is annotated as Mitochondrial division protein 1. The coding region runs from base 188 to 2419 and encodes 743 amino acids. The transcript has 3 exons. Gene Ontology annotation, molecular function: protein binding. Lineage: Eukaryota; Fungi; Basidiomycota; Tremellomycetes; Trichosporonales; Trichosporonaceae. The record is from RefSeq and is a predicted model, not a curated record.
CACUCUUGUCACAUUUCUCUCAAAGAACAUUCUUGCAUCGCGCGCCACCAUCACUUCGUGCCCACGGCAUAACUCCACACUACACGCAUCAGCACCUGCAUACGCCCCUUCUCUGCGGCUGCUCGCCGCCUGCCCCCCCUAGCGUAGCCGACUAGCCGCCUAGCCCCUCGCGAGAGUGACCGGAGCCAUGUCGAGAAACGACAACUCGCUGUACGCGCCCUCGCCGUCGACCUUCUCGUCGUUGACAUCGGCGGCGAAUGGCACGUACUCCAUCGCGAAAGAGGUCGUCAUGACGCCGUUUUCGUCAGACCACCGGCGCUCCGAGAGCAUCCGUAUCCUGAGUGACUUGGCCCCCACCCUCAUGCAGUCCAAGUACCAGCGCCCCGUGUCGCCGACGCCGCCUGUAGGACUUGGGCGUCCGUCGGCCAGCAGCUCGCGCUACCCGCUACUAAGGCUGCCGACGACGAUUCCCGGCGCGGCCGCACUGUCGGCACCCAAACCGUGGUCGACGGCUCUCCAGAUCCUGGAGCGCGUCGAUGCGCUGUCGAGCAUGUCCCUCGACACGCCGGCAGUGUACGUCGGCGAGGAGCCGACCGUUAGCCUGAUCCGCGGGUUCCGGGCGACCAUCCCUUCCUCCGAACUGCCAAAGCAACGGCGGCGAAUGGUGCGCGGCGAGAUUGUCGACGAGGACAUUGGGAGCGAGAAGCUUGGCCUCAAGAAGCUCGGCGACCGCGCACGAGGGCUGCUCACCGAAGCCGGAGAGGGGGAGGACGAAGGCCAGGACGCGGGCCGUAAAUCUCGAAGACGGCGAAAGAAGCGCGAGAGCCGCCGACACGACAUACACCACGAGUCGAAGCUGCACCUCGAGGACCUCGUCAAGCAUGCCGACGAGAUUGCGCAGGACAAGGAGAAUUUGCGCGUCCGCCAGUCGAUUAUUCACGCCGAGAUAUUCGAGGUGGCGGCCAAGAUUGACGCGCUCGCAGAGAUCAGGCGCAGGCUUGAGGUUUCGCUGCUCAAGCUGCAGGAGGAGGGGCUGGAGCUCGACGACGAACUGGAAGGUGUGCAGGAGCUCAUGACCUCGCCAAACGUCACGUCAAGGAGCGGAACCAAGGCGCUGCCGUCGACGGUUGCGCAGCCGCAAAAGUCGUCGCGCCGUCGCAAGGGCCCGGCAUUCUUGCCCUCGGAGCACGACGAGCUGCCUUCUGGUGUCGCGUUCAUGACGAUCAACGCACACGCUGGAGGCAUCACGGCGCUCGACUUUGACGAGCCGUACGGCAUGCUUGUGACUGCUGGAAACGACGACAUUGUCAAGGUCUGGGACCUGUGCGAUGGCGAGGAGAUUGGCCAGCUGCGCGGACACAAGGGUCUGGUCAAGGCUGUUCAGGUCGAAGACACGUUGUGCUUCACUGGUGGCGCGGACGGCGCUGUUCGCCUGUGGGACUUGCGACUGGUCGAGGACUACGAGGAGCGGAUCGCGCGCGCAAGCGAGCAAGAGGCCGGCAAGAACCCUCUCGACCGUAUUGCCGAGCGGCAGGAGGAAGAGGACUACGACGACGCAGCGAACGGCGCCACACGCGAUCAGGCGUCAGAUGAGGGCAGCCCGUGUCGCCGCGUGCUCGAGGGCCACAGCAAGAGCGUGACUUCGCUCUACUACGAGGACACGACGCUGGUCACUGGCUCAGCCGAUAAGACUAUCCGCCAGUGGGACGUGACGACCGGCCAGUGUGUCCAGACCAUGGACAUUCUCUGGGCAAUCUCGAACCCGCCAGCGCAGCCGGCAUCGACCAAACCCAAGCCGCGCCUGUCGCACCGCGCGUCCACAUCGUUUGGCUCGGUUCAGUACGACGACAUCCUGCCGUCACCUGGAGGUGGCCUGUCGUCCUCCCCGCCCAAUUCGCUCCUCAGUGCCGCGACUGCUGCCAACUUUGCUGUGGCCACCCCGCCGUUCGCCGACGGCACUUGGGACAUGUACCAAGAUUUCGUGGGUGGUCUCCAGUUCUGGGGCUAUGCGCUCGCGAGCGGUAGCGGCGACGGCGCCGUGCGCAUGUGGGACAUGCGAACUGGCCAGGCGCACCGCACGCUGCUGGGCCACACGAGCCCUGUCACCUGCCUGCAGUUUGACGAGACCAACCUCGUGUCGGGCUCGCUGGACAAGACGAUCAGGAUAUGGGAUCUGCGCAUGGGCCAGGUCGCCGAGCUCCAUCGGUACGAGUACCCCGUCACGGCGCUGCAGUUUGACAGCCGCAAGGUUGUGGCCUGUGUGGGCGAGAACGGCGUUGAGGUGUACAACCGCACCACGAACGCCCACACCCGACUCGUGGUCAAUGGCCACACCAAGCCUGCAGAGCGUAUGCGGUUCAUUGACAAGUAUCUCGUCAGUGGAGGCCGCGAGGGGUGUGCCAAGGUGUGGGCAAUGUGAAUACAUCAUGCAUACAUGGAAGAAGGAG